UUAUCGCCCAGGCCUGAGAUAGAGAUAUUAAAUCAGUUACGUAGGAGGAAAGGGAAGAGAAAAUUAAAAAAAAAAAAAAAAAAAUAAAGAAAAGAAAAGAAAAUAGUAAAAAGAAAAGAAAAGUACUUGGUUAAAUUAGUUGGACGAGAUCCGCCCAGCGGAGAAAAUGUCCGACGCGAGUGCGUGAGAUCGUGAGAAUAGAGAAGUUUCGAUGGAUCAGAGCAUGAUAGUGACGUCGUUGCCGCGAGGAGGAUCUCUGUCGGAGAUCAGUCGGAGACAACAUACGACGAUGAAGAACGAGUCCGAUGGUAACGUUCAUGUGCAUGGACAAGAAACUUCGCAGUCCGUCGGGCAAUCGAGUUCUACGUUGGUUGGUACGCGUACUAGUUUGGGAUUACACGGGAAUCUAUCGCAGAAUCAAAAUAUGGAUCAACUUAUGUGCAAUCCUUCGAGCACGGAGGUGGCACGUAAACCAGGUGCACGUCGUCAAGAGAAACCACCAUAUUCCUACAUAGCCCUUAUAGUGAUGGCGAUACAAUCGAGCCCAGGAAAGAGACUGACCCUCUCAGAAAUUUAUUCCUUCCUUCAACAACGUUUUCCAUUCUUUCGUGGCGCUUAUCAAGGCUGGAAGAAUUCCGUUCGUCAUAAUUUAAGCUUGAACGAGUGUUUCAUCAAAUUACCAAAGGGUCUUGGUAGACCCGGAAAGGGUCAUUAUUGGACGAUAGAUCCCUCGACUGAGUAUAUGUUCGAGGAGGGUAGCUUUCGUCGUCGGCCACGAGGUUUCCGUCGCAAGUGUCAAGCUCUUAAACCCCAAUACCCACAGUAUUUCUCUGCCAGCGGACCUGUAGGGGUUCAGGCUGGUUACGAUAAUCUAACGGCGUCCGGUGGCAUGGAAUACGCGAACGGUUAUCAAAAUCAAUAUCAGAAUUAUCAGGAGUACGCUAUGUAUGGACCUGCGGCAGCAGUUUCCGCGGAUUGGACCUAUCCUGAGCCGAGUUAUAAGACACCUCCUAUAGCCGAAGUCACUUAUAAGACAACCGAGGUCACUUAUAAAACCGGCGAACCUUCGUCAGUUUAUCGUAACGGCGAAUUGGUUACGUUUAAGAGCGAGCCCGGUUAUGGCGUUGGAAGGAAUCAGGAUCAAUUGAGUUCCGUUGCAGCUUACAGACCUAUAGACGGAUUUCAGCUGAAAGAUCAUCAUCCGCAACAUCAUCAGGAAACGAUAUACAAGGACAACGAGGGUAUGAUGAUCUACAAGUGUGCGGGUAAUCCCACCGUGAACGCUCAGCCUACUACCGGACAAGACUAUUACGUGGGUUACGGUGCUAUUGGUGUCAACAAUGCAGGCGUUGCAGCCACGGCUAACGUCAACGUCAAUCUCGCUAUGCAGACGGUUCACGAUCAAAACGGGAACGGUAGCCCUGCUGGGAACGUAGCUUCGCCGCACAGCGCUUGUCAGACACCUGUCACCGAUCACGGGUUGAAAAUGCAAUGCUCGAACUCAAGUUCAAAUAGUUCUGGAGGUAGCAUAAUCGAUAGAAAGCCCUCGUACUUCGGUCAUCCAACGGGUACUGUGAGCUUGAGUUCAUUGAGUUCUUUGAGUUCUUUGAACUUAAGUAACAUCGGUAGUCUGAGCAUAUCGAAUGUGCCAAACGUAGCCGUUUCUUCGAGCCUCCAUCACGCCAACACACCGCCUCCGCCGCCGCCGCCACCGCCGCCGACGACGACGACGCCAACGACGACGCCGACGACGCCGACAUCGACGAUGUAUUACGAUCAGAUAAAGUACAAUAUGUGAAGAAGUGACAAAGUUAGACUUUUGAGAAAGGAAAAGGCAAAACAAAAAGAAAAAAACAAAAGAAAGGGAGAAAAACUUUACGUCCAAAAUCAUCUUAAGAAAAUUAUCUUAGCUCGUUGAUAACGAUGAUAACGAUAAUGAUGAUGAUAUUGAUGAUGAUAACGACAAACGACGACGACGAUCAUGAUCGUCUCAACACGACGACAUACUUCUUCAAUUUGACUUUGACGAUUGUCCGCCUAGAGGUAUUAUAAUAUGUAUAUGUAUUUAUGAUUUAUCAUUAAAUACCGUUGUUAAUUUAAGGAUAAACGUUGUCGAGAGAAAUCUGUAGAAUUUAAAUAUCUCAUUCAUUGAAAAAAAAAAAAAAAAAAAAAAAAAAAAAAACAAGGGGAAUGAA
Messenger RNA from Vespa velutina, 2195 nucleotides. Its product is annotated as forkhead box protein E4-like. Gene Ontology annotation, molecular function: RNA polymerase II cis-regulatory region sequence-specific DNA binding; DNA-binding transcription factor activity, RNA polymerase II-specific. Gene Ontology annotation, biological process: regulation of transcription by RNA polymerase II; animal organ morphogenesis. The record is from RefSeq and is a predicted model, not a curated record. Lineage: Eukaryota; Metazoa; Arthropoda; Insecta; Hymenoptera; Vespidae. Gene Ontology annotation, cellular component: nucleus. The coding region runs from base 212 to 1798 and encodes 528 amino acids. The transcript is spliced from 2 exons.